Zychaea mexicana is the source of this 555-nucleotide messenger RNA. RefSeq names its product ankyrin repeat-containing domain protein. NCBI's taxonomy places the organism in Eukaryota, Fungi, Mucoromycota, Mucoromycetes, Mucorales, Lichtheimiaceae. The record is from RefSeq and is a predicted model, not a curated record. Bases 1 to 555 code for a protein of 184 amino acids. The transcript has 6 exons. Gene Ontology annotation, molecular function: protein binding.
AUGUCUAUGGACGAAGCGAAGCAGGCAUAUGUGGAAGCAGUGGAAAGUUUUCAAGUUGGCUGGUUGCGUCAAGGCGACUCUGGACAAGGCGACCACACGGUCGUGCAACAACAAUCGGAAGAUAAAACAUCAACGGGAAAAGCCGUGGCAGUAAGCGCAAUGGCCUAUGAUGAUGAUGAAGCAACCGAAGAUACCGCCGAUCUGUUUGGCUAUGCGCGACAGAAUAACUUGGAUGGUGUGCGACAUAUCAUCUCGAAACAAAGGGAUUUGGUGGACAGUAAGGAUGAAGACGGUCUUACAGCGCUUCAUCAUGCCUGCGAUCGAGGCAAUGUGGAUAUGGCUAAACUUUUAAUAGAGCUCGGUGCUGACAUUGACUCAAAGACAAACGAACAAGAAACCCCGCUGCACUAUGCUUGCAUAUCAGAGCAACUGGAAACAGCACAAGUGCUAUUGUGUCAAGGUUGUGACGAAUCUGCACGCGACUCAUCCGGUGAAACUGCGUUUGAGCAAUCAGAUCCAUCAUUCAUUCAACAGCUCGGUCGUCAACAAACAUAA